UGAAACUUACGCGGCCAACGAGGUAAAGGUAACCCAUUCAACAUGGAGCUUAGAUCAAAGAAAGUAUUGAGUAUUGGGCCGCUGCCCGGGGGCAAUCGCCGGGGCGCACCUGGGGCCGGUGCUGGGUGCUCCAGCAUGCGAUCCGCCGGCGACGAGGAGUUGAGCAGGCGGGCUCCCGUCGAUAAAAUUGCUACAGCCGAAACCACCCUAUUGAGGGAUUCUCCAUCCCCUCAAUCCAGUCUUUUCCCGUCACCGAAUUCUUCUCCUAAAUCGUAUGAAAUGGCUUCUUCAAAGUCACCGUUAUCGUAUAACAGCAGUAGUGAGUUUUCAAUGGAUGUUGCGCAGGAGACAAAUUCUGUCAGUAUAUCUGUGCCCACCAUUUUUAACAUCAGAAAACCCAGAAUGAGAUGGACCGACGAAUACAAUGAAGCAAUAAUCAGGUCCUACUACCGAAUAACAAAAUUAGAAUCUGCCCGAACAACAUAUAGGAAACCAUUACAUCAAGAAUUCAUUACGCAAUUCCCUAAUCUUUCACACGUAUCCGAACAACGAGUAGCCGACCAAAGACGCUUGAUAAUAUGCAACAAAUUGUUAUCCGACUCCCGCUUACAAGAAAUUAGGACAGAUAUAGCAGAGGAACUCCAAAUAAAUAACACGCAAAUAAAUACAAAAACACAAGAUAGUACUCUCACUUCUGCACAUUCCAAUACACAAGGUACCAACACCACCAACACCAGGAUGAGAUGGUCCGAUGAAUUAAACGAAAGUCUGAUGAGAUGUUAUUAUAUAGUUACAGAAUCAGAGACCAAUAUGUCCGCUUACCGAAAUAAACUACACAAAAAAUUCAUUGACACACACCCAAAUCUCGCACACAUCACGGCACAAAGACUAUCUGAUCAAAGACGAUCGAUAGUUAACAAUAGAUUGGUACAUCCUAACAAAUUACUGGAAAUAAAAAAUGAAGUAACAACAGAAGCUAACACUAACGAAAAUUUUAUUCAGUCGCCAAGCAUAGAUUGCACAAUACCAAAUUAUUCUACGCAAGAAAAUACAUUUACUAGUCAUACGAUUGAUACUAAUUCUAUAACUUACGCUGAACAAAAUAGCACGCAACAGACAAAUACUACAACACUGGAGGAAGAAACACAUCAAAGCAGGACUGCCCGUACAGAUGACUCUGAUUCAGAUGCCAACCGCGAGAUUAGAGAUACCUUUGAAGAAACCUAUUUAGCUUUCAUUGAUUCCGAACCUACUAGUAGACCAUACAUCAGGAAACAGAAAACAUCGAAAAAGUUAUCUGCUAUAAUACACUAUAUUAAUACAACUAUUCUUCCAAAUUAUUUAAAUAAAGAAACAGACUUUAUAACACUCCAAACGAUAAUAUAUUGCGCGGCAUGGACAGCAGCUAAAUGCAAUGGAACAAAAAUGGAAACAACUACAGAAGGGACAAACAGAACAACAGUUAGAAGGCCUAAAUGGGAAAUUAGAUUAGAAAAGAAGAAAGAAGAUCUCAGAGCAAAGAUAGCUAAAAUGACUCAAUUCAAUAACGGAAAUAGAAGCCCAGCGUUAAUAGACCAAGUAAAGAAAAUAAUGGAUCAAUACAAGAUACAUUCAGUGCAUGAAGAACCAAACACGCAAAUUACACAAUUCAUAGACACUCUUAAACAAAAACUUACAGUUAUAACUAGCCGAAUCAAAAGAUACAGAGCAUGUACACUUCGCAAAACACAAAAUACACAGUUUCAUUAUAAUGAGAAAAACUUCUAUCGCAACCUUAAAACUUCUACAACUAAUAACGCAUCAAACAACGAGCAAACGUCUAAUUUCAACAUUCCCGCGCCUGAUACACUCCGUAAUUUUUGGUCUGAAAUAUGGGAAGAACCUAAAGAUCACAACGACAAAGCAGAAUGGAUAGAAGCUGAGUACGAGAGAAAUGAACACAUACAACCCAUGCCAUUUGAAUUCAUCCCAAUAGAUACCUUCCAAGAUGUAAUUAGGAGACUCCACAAUUGGAAGGCCCCAGGAUCUGAUAAAAUACAUAACUUCUGGUACAAAAAACUUACAUUUAUACAUCCCUUUUUACAUAACCACUUAAAUGAAUACAUUAAAAACCCUGAAACAAUACCCGAUUAUAUUAUGACAGGAACUACUUAUAUGAUACCCAAAGACUCCACCGAUACUACCAAUCCAGCUAAAUACAGGCCGAUUACAUGUCUCCAGACUAUUUACAAAAUACUAAAUUCUUGCUUAACUAACGUGAUGUAUGAACACAUAGAAAAUAAUCAAAUUCUUGCGGAACAACAAAAAGGAUGUAGGAAAUUUAGUCAGGGCUGCAAAGAACAGUUAAUCAUUGAUUCAGUUAUAUUACGACAAGUGCAAAGACAAAAAAGGGAGCUUCACUCCAUGUAUAUAGACUAUAGGAAAGCUUAUGACUCUGUACCCCAUACCUGGCUCUUAGAAGUUUUACGUAUCUAUAAAAUCCACCCAACCCUGACGAACUUUUUGCGAACUGUAAUGCAGAAAUGGACAACACGCCUUAAGGUAGCACAUACUGAAACUGAUCCUAUCUACAUCAAACGCGGAAUCUUCCAGGGAGACUCAUUAAGUCCACUCUGGUUCUGUCUAGCCUUGAACCCAUUAUCCAACCUUUUAAUAUCGUCAAACACAGGCUUUGAAUUGAAACACAUAGAUACUCACACUAGCAGACCGACCACCAUGCAAAUUAACCAUCUCAUGUAUAUGGACGACAUAAAACUAUAUGCCCAAUCACAAGAUAGUCUCUAUCAGUUAGCUAAUCUUACAGAACAAUUCUCAAAUGAUAUUUGCAUGGAGUUCGGGAUUGAUAAAUGCAAAAUUAACGCUAUAAAAGCUGGACAGAACCAGAGACACACCUACCAGAUGGAAUCUGGACAGCGAAUUGACUCAUUGGAAGAGAACGAAGUAUACAAAUACCUAGGAUACAAUCAGGCUAAGUUAAUAGAAUACAAAGACACAAAAGCUAAAUUACUGCAACAGUUUAAGCACAGACUCAAUUCUGUCAUGAAAACCCAACUUCACUCCCGCAACAUUACCAAGGCAAUAAACUCAUUCGCAGUACCAAUCCUAACAUACUCCUUCGGCAUUAUUAAGUGGACAAAAACAGAACUCAAUAGCAUACAAAGAAUCAUAAACACUACACUUACAAAGCACAGAAAACAUCACCCGCGAGCAUGUAUCCAAAGACAAACCCUACCGCGUAACGAGGGAGGCAGAGGAAUCAUUGACAUCCAAAACCUCCAUAACAAACAAAUCACUACGCUCCGCUCUUACUUUCAUCAAAAGGCCAUAACUUCCACUCUCCACCAGGCAACAGUACAAGCUGAUAUUAAAUUGACCCCUUUAAACCUACAAGACAUGUCUACCCAAGAAAAUGAACUGCAAACUUCAACGCAAACAAAAAUCAGCGAAUGGACCCGAAAGUCUCUCCAUGGAAGACAUCGCCAUGACCUAUGCCAACCCAACGUCGACAAGAUAGCGUCGAACGCCUGGCUUAGUCGUGGGGAACUCUUCCCUGAGACUGAAGGGUUCAUGAUUGCGAUUCAGGACCAAAUCAUCGAGACCCGCAACUACCAGAAGCAUAUCAUGAGGAUUCCUAAUUUACCUACCGACUUAUGCAGAAAAUGCAAUAGCAGUUCCGAAACUAUCCAACACGUAACAGGUGCAUGCAAAGCAAUAGUACAGACCGACUACAAACACCGACACGACCAAGUCGCCAAUAUUAUACAUCAGAAACUUGCUUGCAAAUACAAACUAAUUACGCAUAAACCUACGCCAUACUACAAAUAUGAACCCGAACCUGUACUUGAGAAUAGUCAAUACAGACUAUACUUUGACCGCGCUAUACUCACCGAUCGGACUACACACUAUAAUAGACCAGACAUCACGCUUCAGGAUAAGAAUAACCGCACAGCAACUAUAAUAGAUAUAGCUAUACCCAACACUCAUAACCUGCAGAAUUCAAUAUCAGAAAAACUAUCCAAAUACACAGAUUUAAAGGAUGAAAUCAGGCGGAUGUGGCGCCUUAAUGAAGUUAACAUCGUUCCAAUAGUGCUUUCAACAACAGGCGUCAUACCGAAACAACUACACCAAUCAUUAAAUACACUUAAUUUACCACCACUCACCUACAUAUCACUACAGAAGGCAGUAAUUCUGAACACCUGCAGAAUCGUAAGAAAAUUUUUACAAACCCAUGACAGCCAUAACCAACCAACAAGGGCAGACACCGACUCUACAACCACAAACUAAU
This is a messenger RNA of Ostrinia furnacalis (Asian corn borer), 4285 nucleotides long. RefSeq lists its product as uncharacterized. Lineage: Eukaryota; Metazoa; Arthropoda; Insecta; Lepidoptera; Crambidae. The transcript is spliced from 2 exons. The record is from RefSeq and is a predicted model, not a curated record. Bases 43 to 4284 code for a protein of 1413 amino acids.